AUGGACAAUCUGUACAGUUCUGCCCCAGAGUAUAUGGGCAACACCUUAGCAGAUAUCAACCAACAGGUUUUGAAUGGUAUGGGUGAUGACUACGACUACGACGGACUUUUCAACGAACAGUUCUCAUCCGAAGAUUUCAUCAACUCGUGGGACUUUGGGGCAACCCAGGGCGUGGCUCCGAAUACAGUCAAGGAAGACGCUCAGCUUCCAGUUGAUCCUAAGCUCGAAUCGACCGCCGACACUCACGCCCCAUCCGACCUAAACUCCAUGUCGAAUGUGCCCAACGACAUAGGAGCUCCUAAGCCUCACCAGCUACAAGAUCCAGUUCCCAUGCCAAAGACAUCUUUGGCGCAGCAGCCCCGAACAGUACGCCAGCCUCUGGCACUACCCGUGCCUGUACCGGCCAAUGCGUCCUCAGUUCAUCAGCCUUUGGCACUACCUGUGCCUGUGAUGGGAAAUGCGGCCUCCAGUAGAGUUUCUCAAAGCGUGGAUCUCGCAGCAAAUGAUCAAUUUUCACUCUUUGACACUCGUGGACAAACAAACUCGCACAUUCCUCCCAAUUAUAACGCUUACAAUUCCUAUCAACCUAGUUAUCAUUACCCGGACAAUGGUAUCCAAGGGAUCUACGGCCCUCAGGGCAUGGCACAGUAUCCCCUUCAACCUUCAGCCGCAAUCAAAUCUCAGUCUAUGCACAAGAUAAUCCAAGUAAGCAAAUGCGCAAAUUGUCGUCAGGACCCUCAUCCUGGCCCAUGCUUUUCACAGGCAGCUCCCCAGACUCCUCCCCAGGCUCGUCGGCCACCUCAACAAAGACUUCAGCAAGAACCACCCCAAGCACCAUCCCAAGAAGCAGAUGGACGGCCAAUUUGGUUGCAGACACCUCCUAAGCGCAAGCGAAAUGUUGCAUUUGACGACGAUGAGGAUGACGACUCCGACCUGGAGGGUCCCCGGAAGAAGCCUGGUAGAAAGGGACGGACCCUCAAGACUAAACGCGGAAGGGAUAAAGAUUUCGAGAUUGGAAUCAAGAUGUAUGGAAUGUUCCGAUUCCCGGAAAUGGACUGGGUUUCGCACAGAAGGUUCAAAUUUCUGUACUUGCCCACGGGACAGUUGGAGAAGAAGAUUCUAUUCUCGGCUGAGGACUUGAAGGACUAUGUCUACAACUGUCCUCGAAACCCAAGGCUUUGGAUCCAGCAAAAUCCAGCGCAGUGCACAGAACGAACUAUCGAUGCUGACACUAUGUGUCGAUACGAGAACUGCCCUGAUUCAAACAACACGAUAAGACCUGGCUGGGUGCGCGUGGCGUUCGACGAGUUCCAUCAGCUUACCUCUUGUGGUCAGAAGGAUCCUUUCAAGAUGGCUGGUGUUAUGCACCUUUGGUGCUUCGAGCAGUGCAUCGACCCCGUAGAGGUAAUGGCAAAUGGGAAAAUGAUGCCAGAUGAUCGCGACGACGAGCAUCUCAUCAAGGAAAAGUCGAACAAGAUGGCCAUCACUCGGGAUUCUGACACAACGAUCGUUAAGCAUACGAUCAGACCUUGGUUCAAGAAGCAUGCGGGUCAACCACUACAAGCUCCUUACGCGAACUAUGCGGAGUCUCUCUCCUACGCGCUUGUCAAGCACCAUCUGGAUCAUCAAGUCGGUGCUCGUGCCAGGAGCCGCGGUGGUCGCAACAAGGAUAGACCGGAAAGCGAGCUGAAGACCAUUGACGUUCACAUGGGCCGCCUCGACUUCUGGGCCGCUCGCGACACUGCUUCCAGGAAGAAGAGGUCGGCGAAGCAUUCUCGUGCUGCUGAACCUGAGCAGUUAUAUAUUCCGGCGACCUCCAAUGGACUUCCUCCGACACAAAAAUCUGCUGAACUGACGCCAUAUGGCUCGACAAAGAACUUCAGCGAUGUGCUAGAGAGUAUUUCCGUUGCCAAUAACUAUGAGUUUGAUUAUAACGGAGUCAUGCCGGAGGUGAAGAAGGAGGAGGAGCCAGUCAAGGUCGAGGAUAGCUCAAAGUGGUCUGGGCCUGCCCCAGGGAUCCAAAGAGUAUCGAUAUCAAUCAGCGAUAUUCUAUCUCCCAGUGUUCUCCUAGAGCAGGAGGACGUUGUGCAGCCGAGCCCCAAAGCAGAAACUGGUCGCAAAGAUCAGCCCAUCUCGCCACUACGACGAAGCCCCCGCCUCUCAGCUGGGAACAUUUCUGAUUCUGUUCAGACCGAGACCAAGGCUACCACUUCCCCAGAAAAGGCGCAAGCCUCCGGCUUGGCUUUCCCUACGGCCCCUAAGAAAGUAUCCGUGGCUCUGCCCUCUACACCAGAGGGCCAGAGAGCUGCUUCGUUGAGUGAUAGUCUUUCCGAAUCGCCAUCCGCCCGACCAGUAAAAAACAAAUCCCCUCGAGAAGGGUCUGGUCACGCUGGUGAGGAGACUCAGGGCUCACCUUUGAGGAGAAGCAGCCGAGCGAGCCCUAAGAAGAAGCUUUGAGGCAGCAGGUGGCGAUGAUCAAGGACUAUUGAAAGUUGCUGGAGUCAUGGAGUGGAUGUAAUAGUACGGUAUCCCUGCUGGUUAGAGGACUACACAGGAUAUGGAGUUUUUAUUGGGUUUAGAGGAUAUGGAUCAAAAUCUAUGGAGCCAUGGGAUGUGUCGUGUUUCUGCAAUACCCCAUUUCUCAUGGUUCAGGAUAACAGCAUAACAUAGCAAUCAGUGCAUUAGACUUGGCUUAGUAUUCAGUCCGGAGUUUGGAGUUUAUGUUCACCUUCCUGUUUUAGUAUUAGAGAAUCAAAUUGUAUACACG
Messenger RNA from Fusarium verticillioides 7600, 2767 nucleotides. RefSeq lists its product as hypothetical. The coding region runs from base 1 to 2457 and encodes 818 amino acids. The record is from RefSeq and is a predicted model, not a curated record. NCBI's taxonomy places the organism in Eukaryota, Fungi, Ascomycota, Sordariomycetes, Hypocreales, Nectriaceae. The transcript has 2 exons.